Messenger RNA from Ceutorhynchus assimilis (cabbage seed weevil), 1008 nucleotides. The record is from the annotation of a GenBank genome assembly. NCBI's taxonomy places the organism in Eukaryota, Metazoa, Arthropoda, Insecta, Coleoptera, Curculionidae.
AUGGACCAAGAACAAAAAAAGAAAAUUAGGGCUAGGUCAUCCAAUUUCACAAACGAAGAAAAAAUAUUAAUUGCGAAUAUAUGUGCCGAUUAUAAACAUGUAAUUGAAAACAAAAAGACUGACCAUAUCACAUCCAAGGAGAAAGCACAGGCUUGGCUAAAUAUUGCCAAAAAAUUUAACGCAGCUUCGCCAGAUGGUAUCUAUAGAGGGGCGGAUUGUUUAAAACGCUUCUUUGAAAAUAAAAAAAAAGAGGUUAGAAAAAUAGCAGCUGAGGAGAAAAAAGAAAUAUUUCUUACUGGAGGUGGCAUUCCUAAAAUAAUCAAAAAGGAUCCUUGUCAUGAUGUGGUGUUAUCUAUCAUGAACACCAAAUCAGUGUUUGGAUUAGAUAAUGGAGGAUUAGAUGGGGAUGGAAUACGUCCAAAGGAAUGUUCAGGAAACCAAACUCGAAACCAAAUCACAGGUGCAGGCGAUACUACUACUGAUACCGUCAUUGAAUUGGAGUACAUGGAUCAAGAGAUCGAAGAUGAUAUGCAAAUCAAUCAAGAAAUCAGUGAUAAUAAUGUACAAGGAGCAGAUGAAAAUGAAAUAAUUUUCCAGAUAGAGGAAUGGGACCAAACAGCUUCAAACAUUACAAAUCUAGAGAAUAACAUCAAUAAUAUACCAAGUACUAGUUGGAAAAACUAUAAACCCAAAAAUUUGAUUGAACCCAUUACACCAGCAUUAAAAAGAAAGCCAGAAAUAAAAGAUGCUGAAACUGCCACACCUACCAGAAAAAAAUGUCUCUCAAGCUCCCGGCGACGUCCAUCAGGGGCAGUUAAAGCCCUUACGACUUCUGAACUCUCAGAUAAAUAUAAUACUUUGGUGGAUAAAAGGCUGCAAAUAGCCGAUUUUGAAAUCAAGAAACAUGAAAUGGAGAUACACCAACUUGACAAGGAAAAUAAACUCAAAAUUCAACUUUUAGAAUUGCAAAUAAAUGUGGAAAAACAAAAGUUGCAGGGGCUCAUGUAA